This is a messenger RNA of Acinonyx jubatus (cheetah), 3987 nucleotides long. RefSeq names its product putative tetratricopeptide repeat protein 41. Gene Ontology annotation, molecular function: protein binding. Lineage: Eukaryota; Metazoa; Chordata; Mammalia; Carnivora; Felidae. Gene Ontology annotation, cellular component: Cul4-RING E3 ubiquitin ligase complex. The record is from RefSeq and is a predicted model, not a curated record.
AUGUCAGUAAGAAAGAAACCCUUUGGGAGAAAGUUUUCAGAGUGUUUGUAGCAAACACAAUUAGGAGGAAUUCUUAGAAGCAGCGGAGGUCGGCAACUGUGCCAGGAUAAUUGUUACAUUUUAAACACGAUGUCAUCCCCUGAGCAAAGUGAAAUGAGCCAGAAGGCACAUGUAGACAGGUAUGCCCAAUUUGUUUUAAAGCCCCAGAAACCCAUUCAGCCGUACAUCUGCUCGACUCUGAGUGAUUUUCAAGAAGAGAGAGACUUUCUGGCCGACUACAUCUUUCCUCAGCUUAACGAACUCUGCAAUUCCCGGGGCACGUAUUUCAAAGCCGUGGACCUGAGGUGGUCAGCGUUGAAGGCCCCGCCACCCUCACCCUCCAACCUGUUCAGACAGCAUUCUUGUCUCCACUCCCAGUAUCUGAAGCUCUGUCUCGACUAUGUGAACAGCUGUUUUCCUUUCUUCAUCUGCAUGCUGGGUCAGACGUACGGGGACUUCCUCCCUGGCCAUGUGCCUCUAAUGCUCUCCAGAGUGACUGACUUGUUCAGUUUAUCCACGGUAGAACAGAACCUCUACGUUGCUGCAAAAAAUGGUUAUCCUUGGGUCCUGGAGAAUCCCAACUACAGUUUGACGGAGUUUGAGGUCAUCCAAGCAGCAUUUCUGAAUGAGUCUCCAUUUCAGUAUUUUUACUUUAGGACUGGAACCAUGCUGCUGAAGACUUUAGAUGAGGAAAAGGAGGGGCUGUCCUUGGGAUCUCUGCUGACUGAUGAGGAAAAAUUAAAGAUUGGAAAGCUUAAGGCCAAGAUUAUUAUCAAAGGGCUCCGUGUCCGAUUUUAUAAAGAUCUCCACGAGUUGGGGGACCUGGUUUUCAAGGACUGGUCAGUUGUGAUAGAACAACUUUACCCAGCCACUUUAAUGAUCAGAAAUAUAGACUACAAACACAACUGUGAACGUUUCUAUCAUGAAGAGUUCGUGGAGAGGUGCAAAGGUGUUAUUUCCAAGGAAUCAAACAGAACCUUUGAAAUCUCGGAAAGAUUUGCCUUACAGGAUGUGGGAUCUGAUCGUAACAGUGCUGCAGCAGGCUCUGGGUUAGAUGCUGUCCUCAGAAUAAAUCCUCUUCCAGUUGACAAGUCUGUUUUGCUCUUGUCUGGAGAAUGUGGUUGUGGGAAGUCCACUCUGAUCGCCAACUGGGUGAAUUAUUUCAAAAAGAAAUAUCCGAGCAUGUUGGUGAUCCCUCAUUUUGUGGGCACCACCUGUGAAAGCAGUGACAUCAUGUCCGUGAUGCAUUGCUUCAUCACAGAAUUGCAGUUCAAAAACUAUGGUACUCAGCUUGAAACUGAUGUUCUUAACGAAGGCUCAAAUGUCUUGGUCUUUUCACUUCUUGUGGAAGUUUUCAUUGCUUCCAUCAAUUUAAAGCCAUGUAUACUUGUCCUAGAUGGAAUUGAAGAAUUGAUUGGCAUUUAUGGGAUUUUAGGACAGAAGGCAAAAGAUUUUUCUUGGCUGCCAUGCUCGCUGCCUCCUCAUUGCAAAUUCAUCAUGAGCACUGUCUCCUCCAGCCUGUCCUACAAGUUGCUAUGUGCUCGCCCAGAUGUGAGGACAGUGGACUUCAUUAGCAUAGGAGACAAAGAAGUGAAACUAAACAUCUUUAGACAGCAUCUCUCCAUUCCCAACAAAGACCCCCUCCAACAGAGCCAAUCCACUUUGAGGAAAAAAACAAACCCGAAUCCUUUAAAACUCACGAUCCUAGCGAAUGAACUCAGAGAAUGUAGAAUCUACCGAGAUGAGUAUCAGUGUCUGAAGGAGUACUUGGAGGUGGUGUCUGUUCAGGAGCUCUGGGAAUUGAUUCUGAAAUGCUGGAUUGAGGACUAUAGCUGGACUUUUACGCCAAAAAAGGCAAAUUCAGACACGGUGGCUUUAGGAGAAGCACCGGAUGGCUGGGUGGCCGACACUCUGUGCUUUUUGAGCAUCUCACAUUGUGGAUUGGCCGAGGAUGAGAUAUUCCAGCUUUUGGACAUGCUGGGCUACAGGGAUCACUACAAAGUGACCAUGUUGCACUGGGCUGCCCUCCGCAAUGCCAGCAGACAGUGGGUCCAGGAGAAGCCCAAUGGCCUCCUGUACUUCAGGCACCAGUCCCUGCAGAGUGCUGUGGAGCACAAGCUUCUUGGUGUGGUCACUCCUGUCAGAGAAAGCCGUCCAUAUACCUUUCAGAACCCAACAAAUCACAAGAAGACACAUUUCCACCGAAUCUUAGUUCAAUACUUCCAAUGGCAAACCACUUUCUGGAGGGUAUUUGAGGAGCUGCCGUGGCAUUUGAAAAUGAGUGGCUCCUGGGUGGGGUUGUGCAGCUUUCUGUCAAGUCCUAGUAUCACAGAUUCUGUAUCGAAGAUCCAAAACCUGAGCUUCUGGACAUGGCUGCACCUCAUCCACUACUGGAAUGUGUUAGCAGAAGUCGGGUAUGAUGCUGCUGGGGCCUAUUUACUCACAGUGGCCAAGGUUAAAGCUGAGAAGUGCCAUAAAAUGAGGAAGAGACAUACACUGUCAGUGCUGGAAUGCAGGCUUUUUGAGGUUACCACCAUGGACAAAUGCCGAUUAAUGUUCUUUAUUGCGAAAUUUCUGAAGCUUAUGGGCAAGAUCAAUGAAGCAGAAGGAUUAUUCUUGACUGUCGAGAACAUGUUAGUGCAGACCACUUUUGCUGCGGUGUGGAGAAUGGACUACAUGCGGGUGAGAGGGGACAUUGGGAGAUUGGGCAGAGUGCUGAACAACCUGGUGAAGUCAGCAAGUGAAAAGUACUUAAAAGAAAAUCAUAUUUUGGAAUGUGCUACUGAAACUUCCAGCUUUUUGGACAACAACCCCUGUGACCAGGCUACCAUGAAAUACACCGAAGGUGUUCUGAGAUUUACUGCUGGAGACACGUCUCUUGCAAAAAUGAGACUUCAAGAAUGCUUAAAUAUCAGGAGAAGUUUGUUUGGUGAGAAAAAUAUCCUAGUUGGAGAAAUUAUGGAAUUUUUAGCAGAUUUACUAUCUUUUCUACCGGAAGAGAGUGAAAGAUGCCAAAGGAAGCAAGCAAUUGAAUAUUAUAAACAAGUGAUACGAAUAAAGGAAAAUGCAGGGACUUUCACCAAUUCCUCACUCGUCAGGAAGCAGCUGAGCGUUAGCCUAAGUGACACCUUGUGUAAAUUAACAGGUCAGUUAUUCAUUAAUGACUCCGGUCAUCACGUCAUGACUGAAGCAGUGGGCUAUCUGUACAGAUCACUUGACUUAAGGGCGACCUACCUGGGAUCUUCUCAUUCGUCAAUCCAUGGAAUCCUGCAACUUCUGAGGGAAAUUGAGUGGAUCAGGAGUAGAAGAUGUUGGCCUCAAGGCAUGAGUCAGCAAUAUUUCGAGGGUUCUAGGAAUGGCACCUCAUUAUGGGAGUACUUGCUUAAAUUAGACUACCACAGUGCUCAGAGUUCUAAUACAGUGAGCUCUGCGAUAUGCAUGAAUGCACAUAACCUACAGAGAGUUAAAAGCAUGGACUUGGCACCUCAUAUAAUUUCAGAGAAAUCAAAAUGUGCUUCUGGAAAAGGGAAAAAAGUCUCGAGACCCAUCGUUUCCAUUUCUGUUGAGGAGAAGACCCGACAGAAGACACAGGAUAAUGUGGAGCCGUGGACUGGCCCAGGAAAAGGAGGUUCAAUGAAAAAGAAAGAUUAUUCCUCUAAGGUUUUAUCUUUGGGUAAAAUGGAUGGUGUAGUAAAGGUUUCACGGCAAAAGGUUUUCUCAGCUAAAGGUGAGGGUGGAAAAGGCCAAAUCACCACAAUUUACCGGCAUCCCUUGGCAGGAGGGUCUCUUAGCACAAAUAAUCCCUGGGAAUCCAUAUCUGAGCUCAUAUCAGAAAAGUGGCUUUUUCAUAGCCCAGAAUACAGUUCGGUUCCCCAGAAGAGUUUUUUGCAGGGAAGAUCUCAGUUUGAAAAAUUGUUGAAGACCUCAAAUGAUACUAAUAAAGUAUAA